AUCCCUCGGCGCCCCGCCCGGAACCGGCGCGCGCGUAGGGGCUGGGAGGCCGGCGCGCAGAUCUGGCGGUGAGCGCUGCCGCCCCGGGGCCCCCAGCCAUGUCGGCCGAGGAGAUGGUGCAGAUCCGCCUGGAGGACCGCUGCUACCCGGUGAGCAAGAGGAAGCUCAUCGAGCAGAGCGACUACUUCCGCGCCCUCUACCGCUCCGGCAUGCGCGAGGCCCUGAGCCAGGAGGCCGGCGGCCCGGAGGUGCAGCAGCUGCGCGGCCUCAGCGCGCCGGGCCUGCGGCUGGUGCUGGACUUCAUCAACGCCGGCGGGGCCCGCGAAGGCUGGCUCCUGGGCCCGCGCGGGGAAAAGGGCGGCGGGGUGGACGAGGACGAGGAGAUGGAUGAGGUGAGCCUGCUGUCCGAGCUGGUGGAGGCGGCCUCCUUCCUGCAGGUCACGUCCCUGCUGCAGCUGCUGCUGUCCCAGGUGCGGCUCAAUAACUGCCUGGAGAUGUACCGCCUGGCGCAGGUGUACGGGCUGCCCGACCUGCAGGAGGCCUGCCUGCGCUUCAUGGUCGUCCACUUCCACGAGGUGCUGUGCAAGCCCCAGUUCCACCUCCUGGGGUCUCCUCCCCAAGCUCCAGGGGAUGUCAGCCUGAAGCAGAGGCUGAGGGAGGCCCGGAUGACUGGGACUCCUGUCCUCGUGGCCCUCGGGGACUUCCUGGGGGGACCCCUGGCCCCUCACCCCUACCAGGGGGAGCCCCCGUCCAUGCUCAGGUACGAGGAGAUGACUGAGCGUUGGUUCCCGCUGGCCAACAACCUUCCUCCCGACCUGGUCAAUGUCAGGGGCUAUGGGUCUGCCAUCCUGGACAACUACCUCUUCAUAGUGGGCGGGUACAGGAUCACUAGCCAGGAGAUCUCCGCUGCGCAUUCCUACAACCCCAGCACCAACGAGUGGCUCCAGGUGGCCUCCAUGAACCAGAAGAGGUCUAACUUCAAACUUGUGGCUGUUAAUUCAAAACUCUAUGCCAUCGGAGGGCAGGCCGUUUCUAACGUUGAGUGUUACAACCCCGAGCAGGAUGCGUGGAAUUUUGUGGCGCCCUUACCCAAUCCUCUGGCUGAGUUCUCUGCCUGUGAGUGUAAGGGAAAAAUUUAUGUCAUUGGAGGAUACACUACCAGAGACAGCCUCUGGAGAUCCUGUGUUGCUACUUGUCAUGUUUCUUAGGAUCAGCUAUCAAGAAUAAUCUACUUGCUGCCCAGCCUGGCUUCUGUAUUAAGUAGUCGGUAAUUUUGUAGCUAUUGAUGAGGGUUCUGAGGCACUUACUUUUUUUACACUGACCUGGUGGUUCAAAGGUGUGGGGAUACCAGGGAGGAGGGGCUGUGUGAAAGUCAGAGCUGCGCUUUUUCCUGGUUUUAUCCAGUCUGAGUCUCCCACGGAAGAGACGUUUGGGAGUGGGAGGUGAGUGCGGAUGGAUCUAAAUAUAUCUCUUCCCAGCCACUUUGAAAACUGUUUUUCUAACUUGUGCUUUUUCUGAAAGAGUUUUUUCUCUUUGUUACCAAAUUAUGCAGGCAGAGGUAGACAUUUCUGUACAGACUUGCCUAGUGGUGUUAGUGGAGGCGGUGUCAUCACUUGUCUUUCUUUCUUUCAGACCGGAACAUGAACAUUUUGCAGUACUGCCCCUCUUCCGACAUGUGGACGCUCUUUGAAACAUGUGACGUCCACAUUCGCAAGCAGCAGAUGGUGUCUGUGGAAGAGACCAUCUACAUCGUGGGGGGGUGUCUCCACGAGCUGGGGCCCAACCGCAGGAGCAGCCAGAGCGAGGACAUGCUCACCGUGCAGUCCUACAACACCGUCACCCGCCAGUGGCUCUACCUCAAGGAGAACACGUCCAAAUCGGGUCUUAACUUGACUUGUGCGCUCCAUAACGACGGCAUCUACAUCAUGAGCAGAGACGUCACCCUGUCGACCAGCUUGGAACACCGAGUGUUCCUCAAGUACAACAUCUUUUCAGAUAGUUGGGAAGCAUUUCGGCGUUUUCCAGCUUUUGGACAUAACUUGCUGGUUUCUUCUCUUUAUCUGCCCAAUAAAGCAGAAACAUGACUGAAUUGAAUUGGUAGAUGAAAAAAACCUGGUUCAAGUUUUUUUUAAAAUGUGGUGUCCCAUUCCAAGGGAGACCAAUUCCUAAAGGGUAAAGAAGGGUUAAAGUAGGUCACAUAUAUACAGUAGCAGCUGUAAAUAAGCUUACUUGAACUAAUUACUUGAAAACUGGUGGAAAAAAGAGACCAACUUUGUUAUUUUUUAAAUUAUUGAUUUUUAAAUUAUGGGAGCAAAUCCAUCUCCAAACAUGAUACUCUUGGGCCAAUGACGGAUCAUCAAAAUGUAGAUUCAUUGUGUCUGUGUGGUAAAGGGCCAAAGUCAAUAAUUGGGACAAAUGGUAAAGAUGAUUUUAAAAUCUGUUGUAUUUAGGUCCCUUGACAUAUCAUUAGCACCUUAAGUGAGAGGUUUUCUUUUUCUUAUCAGUGUCCUUGACAAGCAUUCAUAUUAACAUAUUCAUUCUCUCUUCUCCAUCACCCAUACCCACACAUACAUCUAGUAUGUUUAGGGUUCUGUGUUCAGAUAUUUUGUUUGCACACUACUUUUUAGGAAACUUAUAAUGAUGGAGCCCUACAGUGAAUCCUUACCAGUGUUCAGUCCUCCCCAAAACUUGCAUAAAAAUAUUCUUAGCUAUUUUUCCAGCCUUUUUUGCAGUUACAAAUGCUGGAUAAAUAGACUGAUAAAACCUCUUAUUUUAUUUAUGUGGCAGGUUGCAUAUUUAUGUGGACACAUAGGUUGCACUGCUAGGCAUUCUGUAUUGUUUUAAAGAGGAUAUAUUAUUUAGAAAAAUGGACAUAUGAAUAUUAUUAAAAAUUGAGUCUUAAAUUUAAAUGGGAAGGGAAGAAAACACCAAAUAAGAAAAAAAUUUGCCUUUAAGAGUUACUUUUGUUGAAUGUAUUUGACUUAGUUCUUAUUUUAAGGCUAAAAAAACUUUGUCAUAUUUAAGUCGGCAGCUUUCUAAUUUAAUCUUAGCUUUGUAAUUCAUGUUUUGCUUUUGUGGACUAAGGUAAGGACAGCAUUUAAAUAUUUGUGCUGGAGUGAGGGGAAGAAGCUGUUACAGAAGUGGAAUGGUUUCUGGUGGUAUUUCUGAAGUUAGGUAAAGUGCUUUACUUGCCUUGGUUGUUAAUUGAAAUAGAAUUCAGCUCAAGCAGUUGUUUUCAGUGAGUGAGUUAACAAUAAAAGCUUCUGCCAAUCAUAGAUCAACAUUCCUCAAAAAUACAUACACUCAUACUUAUGGAAAUUUUAUUUUGAUUGAAAACACUCUGAAAUUAUCUGAUAUUUUGUAAUGGCAUCAGUUAAACUGUGAGCUGGAUUCCAUCUUUCUGCAGUAACAGCGGGCAGAACCAUUUCAGUUAGCAUGUGCCUCACUUUAAGAAAGUCCUGUAGGGGAAAAAAAAAACUGUCAGAGCGAAUUCAUGCAUUCAACAAACACUUAUGAGUGCCUGGAGUAUGCCGUCCACUGUGCAGAUGUAGGACAGGGGCUAAUCACUUAGAGUUCUUCAGUUUAUUAGAGGAGUGACUACAGGUUUUCUUUACAACCAUGGCCUCUAGUAUACUUAAAAUAAGCGUCCAGUUAUAAAAAGCCUAUUUGCACAACUUUUUGGGAAUACUUCUAUUAACUAAAAUGAGGUAAGCCAUUAUUUUGGACAUAGAAACAGAUCUUUGUAUCUUGUCACCAAAUAAUCUUACCUCUAGUCUACUUACAACUUUGUAAGGGUUUCUAAGCUAUGCCCAUUUAUUCCCAAAUAUUAAGCCCUUAAAAAAAUAAAACCUCUGAACCAAAAUCUUCCCAGGAAUAGUACUUAAUAGAUUUUAAUGUUAAUUUAUAUUCAUUGUAGAAUUGAAUUUCCAGUGACCUGUAAUUUCAUUACAUAUAUUUUAAAAUCUAUUUAUUUUAGAUGGUGUUAACUUUUCGUUGCUGAAGAGCUUAACUUUUUAAAGGCUUUGUCCUAUACAUUUAGAAGAUGAGUCAGUUGAAUUAGUACUGGACAAACAGUUGGAGAUUAGUUUGCAAAUAAGCAUAUCAUAUCAAAUACAAUAUUCCAGCCAACCAGUUAAUUCUCUUCCUGGUUACAUUCAUUGGGUCUAUUUGCCUAAUGUUGACAAUUAGAUUCUUGGACCAAGUGAGGGUGUACUCUGAUCCACAAAGCUCUUUUAUAAACCAGGUUUGAGGUUGUGUGUGUGUGUGGGGGUGUGUGUGUGUGUGUGUGUGUAUGUUUGCAUAUUAUAGCUCUCUUUAAGACAGACAUCUAAAAAGAUUUUGGUUAUUCUGGGCUGCCAGCAGUACGUGGGAAAGGUGGAAUGUGCAAUAGGAACAGAUCUGUGCAUUUUGUGACAUCGUCCUUCCUGCUGUGCACAUCAGCUGUGAUGACAUUUUGAGGGUAGUUUUAAUUUAGCUCGGUUCUCUUGUUGGUGCCAGUAUUACAUUGAAGACUACCUAUGAUAGAGGCAAUGUUGCUUUGAAAAUCUCCCUUCAGGCGGAGGUUGCAGUGAGCCGAGAUUGUGCCAUUGCACUCCAGCCUGGGCGACAGUGCAAGACUCUGUCUCCAAAAAAAAAAAAAGAAAAAAGAAAAUCCCCCUUCAUCCCCCAGGACUGUCCUUUACUCUUUGAUAGUAUCCCUCUAUUUUCUUCCCAAUUCUCUAAAUGCUUUAUCAUUUUUUCCUGAGAUGCUUCUGAGGGAUGCUGACCUCCCACUAUGGGGAAAAGGGUUGCUUGGAGGACCUGGGGUGGCAGCCCCCCGACCAGAAGCACCCUAUUUUAUAGAUAGCAGUCUGAAUGGUAGAGAGUCCUGUGUGUGGGUUGUUAGAAGGUUGGUUCUUCCUGUUAUUCUCUCUGGCUUUCCUUUCAACCCACUUAUUUUCAGAGGCCUCUCCCCUUAGCAUCCUUUAAAAGGUUUUCUGAUGAAUGUGUGAAAGAGUUGAUUAUUUCAACAGUAUUGGUUAAGUCACAACGACGAAGUGCUGAGAAGGUUAUGGGUACCAGGAAGAAACAAACAGAAGUCUUAAGAUUAGAAUGAGAACCAAAGAGAAUUUAACCCUGCCAUUUUUUUUUUUUUAACACCAAGAUCCUAAGUAAUUCCAAAUGCCUUAGAUAUCAAUGAAAGCUACACACCAUUGAGAUGGGCAAAAUUCUUUCUCUACAAAGGGAGUAAUCAAGUAAAUACCUGUUCUCUUUCAAUGGACUGUUGCCUAUUGAGCAUUGUGGAUGAUGUGUUUUCAGAUUUCCAGGUGAAGUUCUGACCCUACCUGUUUGGCCAAAGACGUAAAUUGAGAGGAAAGGCCUUGGUCUUCCUGAUCAACCAGCAUUUAACGAACAGUGGCUUAAUGCAGAUCACUCAAGAGGCAGCAUAGCAAUGUAAAAGGAAUAUAAGUAGGUGUUGGAUGCCUUUUUCCUAGACCAGGAAUGGGGAAUAUAUAACACCUGUGCCACCGCUCUUUUAAGGAGGCAUUAUGAAUGAGUGCAGCAUUCCUGUCCUCUGUGCCAGGAUUUGGUCUUAGAAUCCAUGUCAGAUUGGUGCUUCCAGACAUCUAUUCCCAGUCCAUCAGAGUGAAAUGAAGGCUAUUUGCCAUCCCUGCCUUAGACAGAGGAGUGAAAGAAUUAAGUGGGUAGACACCAACCAAAAUGACUUUGAAAGCAGUGAGCUGAUUGAGCUCCAGUUCUGUGGUUACCAGAAAUACUGAGUGUCUGUCAUGUGCAAGACAAUGCUAAGAACAGAAUACAGACAUAAAUAAGUCACGGCCCAUGACCUUGAAGAGCUUACGGCCUUAUAAAGAGGUUCACUGUAAUUGUCUUCACCAGGGCGUCCUUCUCAAAGAUGCCCACUUUUGUCUGGCACAUUGGGGCUCGGUGGUCUGGUGGUCCCUUCGGUCUUGGCCCUGUCCGUCCUUUGUUUUUGUGAUUUACUAACAAUCAUCACGAACCAGUUUUGUUUUUCUUUUAAAUUUGAACAUCACAUCUUGUGUUUUAGUUUUUUGCUCUAUGAUUUUUUUCUCACUGCUUUUCAGUCUUCUCUGUACUUCAUUUUUGUGAAAAAGUGAAAAUCACAUAUAAUCUUUAUUUAAAAAUGCUCACCAAGCACUGCAGACUUUGGAGUUAGGGAUUCAGCAGCUUGUUCCAGUGAAAAGGAGGAGUGAAGCUGGGGAAGUUAGUAUCUAAGAGGGGCAAGCUGAUUGCAUGUGCAUUUAUACCUAUGCCUUUAAAACAUUCCCAUAAAAAGUAUUAAUAAAGAAAUUUCCAUUCCACACUAGUACUGAUGAAAAGGUGGUUGAUUUUGCCUUGUGAUAAUUAUCAAAGGAUAGUUUUUCAUCCUUAGAUUUUAUUCACAUGAGAGAUUUUUUUUAUUUUCUCUGUUGACUUAGGAACACAUCAUAAAUUCACACCAACUGACACGUUGCUGACGUCUGUACUUGACAUAACCAUUUUUAUUCAUACAGGAAGCAUUAAAUAUAAAAGAUGGUCAGUUUUGAAGAGCAAAGGGUGCUGAAAUGACUUGUACGGUUGGCUGGUGCUUUCUCAAAUGGAUUGCCAUAGUUCAUUACUAGUAAAGAAAAGGAAAAUGUGAUUUACGUUGUCAUUUUUCCUAUUAAAAAAAACCCUUAAGAAUGGGGCACUUGAGCUGUCCCUGCAAUGUUUUCAUAUCUAGUAGUCAUUUUAGGGAAAGUGAUAAUCUGUAGAAUGAAUAGUUAUGUUUUGAUAUGACUGAUACUUUCUUUGUUAAAAGGUUGUAUUAAGUCUUCAAUUUCAAGUCUAGCUUAAAAGUGUAAACAUUAUGUGAUUCAUUUGAAUACAAGAAUGCCUAUGAAAUACCCACUAUAACAGCAUUCCUUUUGUGUUUAGAACUAUAGAAGAAAAUGUCUUCAAAUAAAGUAGUUUUCAGUCA
Molecule: messenger RNA, 6958 nt
Organism: Homo sapiens (human)
Lineage: Eukaryota; Metazoa; Chordata; Mammalia; Primates; Hominidae
Gene: KLHL42
Product: kelch like family member 42
Exons: 3
Coding region: 99-1208 (369 amino acids)
Biological process (GO): protein ubiquitination
Cellular component (GO): cytoplasm; spindle
Source: RefSeq, a predicted model, not a curated record